Annulohypoxylon truncatum is the source of this 1843-nucleotide messenger RNA. RefSeq lists its product as uncharacterized. The record is from RefSeq and is a predicted model, not a curated record. The transcript has 2 exons. NCBI's taxonomy places the organism in Eukaryota, Fungi, Ascomycota, Sordariomycetes, Xylariales, Hypoxylaceae. The coding region runs from base 460 to 1545 and encodes 361 amino acids.
AUAUAAAUAUCGUAUAUAAAACGAACAGUUAAUUAAAAAUGACAUUGACAUCUGCAGACGUCUCUAUCCCCUCUAGGUCCCCCCUGGGCAGCUUUCGGGAAGCCUCUGACAGAGUCUUACUUGUAUUCAGGGGCCGGCGAGUUGUGUGACACAAACCUCCAAGAAAACGCCAACAUUACGACAGGAGGCGUGAAGAUCCAUGCUCAGAAUGCCAGUUCUGCUCGCACAAGACACCCAGGCGGACCGAUAGACCAUUUUAUUCCUUCCAGCCUGCAGAAAUUCUAAGACUCGUAAUGGGCACAAUGAUGGGUCCAUCUAAUACACGGUUUCUAAGGAUUCGCUCCCUUUUCUUUACUCUCCGGAUCCCCCCCCCGCAGCUCAAAUCUGCGUGAAGUAAGAUUUCUUCUCUCCCGGGGCUUAUGCCGUCAUCACUAUACCGCAAUCCACGCGCGCAACAUCAUGAGCGUCGUCGACGAUAACUCCUCCGUGGCCCUGGCCAUGGCAGGUUUUGCCGGCGUGUCCUGGUGCCUCGGUAUCGAGAUCAACGUAUCUCUGUUCCUGCUCUUCAAGCGGCGGCGCGGUCUCUACUUCUGGGCCUGCGCCCUCGGGAUAUGGGGUGUCAUCUUGCAGACUUUGUUCAUCGUCCUCGCGGACUUCGGCAUAUGGACCGAAAAGGUGACGCCCAUCGCCUUGAUCUAUUUAACUUGGGCGAUGAUGGUUAUUUCUCAGUCGUGGAUCCUGUUCUCGCGACUACAUCUCAUAUUGCAACAACCGAGAGUAUUAAGUUGGAUACGGGUAGUAUUGAUAUUCACCUCGAUUGUCGUCGGCACAAUUACCAUCGUAUUAGGCACCGUUGCGCAAACCGUCAACCACGCCCUCUUCCCCGCGAACAACAUAUGGGACCGGUUCCAAACCGGCGUAUUCUUCGUGCAAGAGACCACCCUCAGCAUCCUCUACAUCUGGCACACGCGCCUGUAUCUGCGCGACCUAGCCCCCCUCCUCCAAACCCGCGGCCCAUCAUCCUCCCUCACCAGCACGACCACGACCACGACCACAACCAUCACCAACCCCUACACCCGCUCUUCCUCAUCCUCUGACGCGGCCACACCACCAUCCCGCAUCACCAAGAAAAAAACAAUGCUGCACCAGCUGCUCUACAUAAACGUCCUCGUAAUCUGCCUCGACGUCGCCCUCCUCGGCAUCCAGAACGCCGACCUGUUCUACCUGGCCGGCGCCUUCAAGCCCGCCGUCUACGGCGUCAAGCUGAAGCUCGAGUUCGUCGUCCUGAACCGCCUGAUCAAGAGCCUGCCGGGCCGCGCCGCCGGGAGCACCACCGUCGAGAGCCCGGCCGCGAGAGGAGGCGGCGGCGGCGGCGGCGUCGACGUAUCUCGGCCGUGGGAUGCCUACUAUAGCCCGACGAAGCCGCGCGCAGCGGAAAGCGCUUUCGACGUGAGGUGUCUGGAUGCGAACCGAUAUGCGCCCGCCUCGCUACCGCCACGUCUUGCAACUAGCGCCCAAGGAUGCGUCGAGGAAGCAAAGGUUUGAGUUUUUAUAGAUAGACUUGUGAUUUCUAAGACAAAUUCGUAUUGUUGUGUAUAAUACCCAGGUCAUUAAGUCGGGUUCAUUAUGAAGGCAUCGUACAGGAACUCGAGCAGGGUGCUAGUACUUUCUUGAGAGUAUCUCUUAGUUCCUGCUUGUCUAGCGAGUUAUUCCCACUAUAGUCGAGGGUGCUAGCAUUGUACCAUAAUCCACUGGACCUUUUUGUGGUGCUAAAUGUCUAACCAUCAGUUCAAUACAAGAGUUACCCAUUGAUGGGUCUUCUUGAAUUUCGUGUACAUUCACU